CAGUACCUGCCUAAGCAGUCGCCUACUCUCGAUAUCCUCGACGAGGCUUUCACCUCAGAAAACUGGAUCGUCCGGAUCUACCAAGUCAAGAAGGAGGACUCGUUAGGCCGGGACCUCAAAAGCGCGAAUGCUUUCGCGGAGGGUAAGAAGAGGAAACGGAGCAAGCCGCCUGUUAAGCGGAGGGCUAUUGCUUGA
This is a messenger RNA of Gloeophyllum trabeum ATCC 11539, 195 nucleotides long. RefSeq lists its product as uncharacterized. The record is from RefSeq and is a predicted model, not a curated record. The transcript is spliced from 3 exons. NCBI's taxonomy places the organism in Eukaryota, Fungi, Basidiomycota, Agaricomycetes, Gloeophyllales, Gloeophyllaceae. The annotation marks the transcript as partial.